AUGCCAUCCAAUUUUCUAGAGCUACAAGACACAACAGGAAUAAUGGUGAGAGGAAGAUUCGCAAGAAAACUAAAACUCGCUACAACCAUAACCAACUUGAAGAAACAAGGCCUAGUUCUGCAAAAAAGGUUUCCAACCCCAUAUGAUGAUUACAAAGAAAACAAAAACAACCUAUCUGAGCUAGUGGUUGAGGAUGGUAAUCAUUUUGAGGAGGAAGAAGCCACCGUAGGGUCCAAAGAGAUCACACAACUUUUGGAAGAAAAGUUAUUAGUGGCUGCUACUAUCAAGAUGGCAUCAUGCAACAAUGAAUACCCAUCUCUCAGUGAUUUCAAAGAGUUAUGUCCUCCCGGGGGGAACCACUCAAUCAUUCUCUACACAACAAGCUUGAGAGGGAUAAGGAAAACGUUUCAGGACUGUAACACGAUCCGUUUCUUGUUGAGGAGCUUCAAAAUAAUGUACCAUGAGAGGGAUGUUUCUCUGCACUUGGAGUUCAGGGAGGAGUUGUGGAAAAUCUUGGGAGGGAAAGUGAUUCCUCCAAAGCUUUUCAUCAAGGGAAGGUUCAUUGGAGGAGCUGAUGAAGUGGUCGGGUUGCAUGAGAUGGGGUGGCUUGGGAAGUUUCUAGAAGGAACACCAACUCACUCUAGUGAUUCUCCUUGCACUGGCUGCGCCAACAUGAGAUUCGCUAUUUGUUCCUACUGUUGUGGAAGUUGCAAAGUGUUCACUGGCAACAGAGACAACAACGAUGAAUGCUUCGUUAGAUGUUCUGAGUGCAACGAGAAUGGCCUUGUCAAAUGCCCCGUUUGCAGCUAG
This is a messenger RNA of Sphenostylis stenocarpa, 810 nucleotides long. Lineage: Eukaryota; Viridiplantae; Streptophyta; Magnoliopsida; Fabales; Fabaceae. The record is from the annotation of a GenBank genome assembly.